AUGGAGGGUGCAUAUGCAGACGAACGGCAGCGGCGUCCACGGCGCUGGGAAAAGAGCACUGCGCGUCUUUCGCGCGGGCUGUUCUGCUGCUCGUGUUGGCCGUGUGAGGAGAGGGAUUCUCUGCAGGAGCAGGAAAUUAAGAUUAAUGGGGACCCUCAGUAUCCUCGCUUGGAUCACAAGGGAUCACGUGAAAAGGAGGCUAUCCAGAUUACAGUGGAGGAUCUGGGGAUAGUUAACACCAGCUUCAAUCUCCUUGACGAGGACCCCCUGACCCCUGAAAACAACAUGGGUCACUUAGCAAGCUCCGUGUCUGCCUGUGCAAGGGCUCUGAAAAAGAAAGGACUCAAGCCUCUGUCUUCACUCCCUAUAGAGCCUCAGACUAGAGGAGACAUCACUUCUGCCAGUAUAGAUGGUGAUGCAGAGGAGAAAGAAGACCCCCUGCUGUAUGAGAGUGGCGCUGAUAGCACUCCAAUAUCUGCAAGUCUCCUAACACCACCUGUCAUUACUCUGAUCCCACCCACUCCCUCUGAUGUUGCAGAGGAUGAUCAGUUCUUCGACAUUAAUUCAGUGGACAGUGUGGCACACACAUCUGGCAGUGAUGGAAGUUUUGCCGUCAGUGACCAGGAAUGUUACGAGGACAAGAUUGAGGGCGCGGUAGAAGAAGAAUCCGAUGAGGGACUCACAGGGACUGAGAGGGGGGACGGGGAUGAUAAUGCAGCAGAACCGGAGGAGGUCCUUAGUGAUGGGUUUGCAGAGGAAAGAGAGGCUGUGCCAACCAAAGAGAAAACAAAAGCCAGGUUCUUACGCAGUGCCUACCAGGUGGCUCCUCUCCCUGAGUGCCCCCAGAGAAGAAGAUUCAACACUGGAAUCAAUCUUUUGUCAUUUACUGAGCACAACCUGGAUGACCUGGGCAACAAAGAUGGGACGUGCGCUGAGAGGCUGAAGGCUGAACUUUGCCUGCCACUUCAUGCUGCCAACAUGGACACGCUAACUCACCAAAGGAGACACAUAACUCGCUCCUGCAGUCUUGGUGACGCGCUGACCAGGAGCACCACUUUCCAUGCCUUAACCCAUACCAUAGAGCAACACCUGGAGGAGGAGGGGUCGCCACAAAAACGACGCAUAACCAUUGCAUCUUAUGCGCCUCAGUCAAAGGAUCAGAAUGGAAACUUUGCUGAGAAGGAUGUGGACAGGCAAGUCGCCAAAUGUCUCAGAGAGCUGAACACAGAUGAACUCUGCCAUUGGUUUACUAAUAUUGGACUGCAGAAAUGUCUCCCUUUCAUCAAAGAGGCAAAACUAUGUGGCGUGGACAUCGCUUCAGUAGGCGUGAACACUUUGGACAUCCUCCAGGUCGCCACACUGGAAGAUAGAGAGCAGCUGCUGUCAGCUAUUUACAAUGAACUGCACCCUCCCAGCGCCAUGGUCCUGAGACUAGACUCGCUGCUCGAAUCCUCGCGUCCGCCUAGUGUUGAAACGUUUACUGCGACAUUGGCGUCGAUGAGCAAGUCCAAGUCUGCUCCUCAUGUGAGCCGCCUGUCUAUGAAUCGACGUUCGCUCAAACUCAGCCAGAACUACAUGGCACAGAGGAACUCUCAGUUGAUAGAGGUCACUAUUAAUGCAUCCGAGCGGAUUGUUCAUCUGAGAACCCCAAUGGAAACCACAGCAGGGAAAAUCAAGGACUCGUGUAUGAAAAUGCUGGGCAUCACAGAAGAUAAGAGUCUAUUCAUACUGAAAGAAAAGCAAGGCUCUGCAGAGGAGCUCCCAGCAGAUCAGCAGAUUGGGAGUCUACUUACUAAAACAUCAGACAAAAGGCAGUUGGAGCUGCAUCUGUGUAAAAUGGAGAAACCAACAACUACUGCCUCCCAAAACAGUCCAGAGGUAAAAAGGACCAAUGAAAAUGUAAACAUCAGCAUAAAUGUCGAGGGAAGCCAGUCUGCUAAACAGGAGAGGAUUAGGGAGCUGAACCAACAGGUGGACUCACUACAAAAUGUCAUCUUUCAGGUCCAGGAGCUUCACCACAGUCUGGUAGCAUUUUGUACAGAGUUAAAGAACAUGGAUGGAGAUUUGAAUAUAGACAGGCUUGGCUCAGAUGAGCUGAAGCAGAGGCUGGAAUCGGUCCAAAGCCAGUUGAAUGACAAGAGGCAGAGUCUGCAGAAUCUCACAGACAAUAUGGACAACUUAGCUGCUCUCAAGAACAAGCAGUUGGAGGUUGGUCUGUUGGAGAAGAUGAAGCUCAACUGCCAAGUGUUUAAGGAGGACAUUUCCAUAGUGCAUCUCAACAGGCAGGCGGCUCACCUGCAAAAAGCUUUGCAGGAAAGCAAGGACAAGGCUGAAAAGACGAGUCAGGCCAUCGGUAGCCUGAGUCAGCUGGUGUCACCGCAGUCUCCAGCCAUGCUACUGGUUGUGCAGGAGAGCCAAGGCCCUGAUGGCCAUUACGGCUUUGCAUGUUGCUACACAGAAGGCAACGGACUUGUGGUGGACAAGGUGGACAACACUCAUCUCUGUGUAGAUGACAGACUGGUGGAAGUCAACAGUGUGCCUGUAGUCAACUUCACACAGGAAGAAUUGACUGACCUCCUGCUGCAGGGACCCACCGCUCAGAUUGUUGUCCUACGCCAGCCGCCGCCCACACUCGCCUGCCUGCAGCACCUGGUCAACCCUGAUCCCAUGAAAUCAACUCGCUUGCAAAGUGAUGUGGUCGCCAUGGAAACCCCUCCCCGUCGGAAAGUGAUGGCAAUCUGAUGAUACAAUGGAGAGAAAUGAAGAAACGACCACUGAGACAGUCUUGAAUAGGGUGUAGAAUUAUGUUUUAAAAUGUCUGUAAUAAGACCAACAAUGUGAAGUACAAUAUUAUCUUCUGUAAGUUAUUUCCCUCCAGAUGUGAACAGUUUUAUUUUAUUGAUAAAAUAUCACAUAGAUCGUUUUCCAAAUGCCUGAUAUUAAUAACUAGUGACAUGGCUGUGUUUUUGUGUUUUUAUAGGUCUUUUAUCCAUUUUGAAGCAUAUGUACACUACUUUGUUCUUGUUAAAUGAUACCCGCACUGUGCAUAUUAUGUGCAGAUCCUUGCUUAUUGUGAGGAAUUGAGUAUUUCUUCAAUUUGGAACUCUACAUGUUUACUUCAUGUUUGUGGCAUGAAGUGAAAUGAAAAGAAAUAAAAAGGAACAGGAACAUAAAGCAUUGCUCGGGUGGCUAUGCUUCACCUUUUUAAAUUACAGAGGAAAUAUUGUAUGUGACAGUGUGUAGACACAUCUGCCAGCUUUGUAUAAUAUUUGCAAGCUUUCUUUUCGCGGAUUGGACUCCAAGAUCAUCUGGAACAGUGUUCAGCGCAGAACAUUUUAUAAAAAAUGAGUCAUGUCUCCUCCUCGCAUGUUGUAAUGUAAUCCACUGUGUUGCAGGAAUAAA
Messenger RNA from Solea solea (common sole), 3402 nucleotides. RefSeq lists its product as uncharacterized. NCBI's taxonomy places the organism in Eukaryota, Metazoa, Chordata, Actinopteri, Pleuronectiformes, Soleidae. Gene Ontology annotation, molecular function: protein binding. Bases 1 to 2742 code for a protein of 913 amino acids. The transcript has 16 exons. The record is from RefSeq and is a predicted model, not a curated record.